Messenger RNA from Tetrahymena thermophila SB210, 387 nucleotides. RefSeq lists its product as hypothetical. The transcript is spliced from 2 exons. NCBI's taxonomy places the organism in Eukaryota, Ciliophora, Oligohymenophorea, Hymenostomatida, Tetrahymenidae. The record is from RefSeq and is a predicted model, not a curated record.
AUGUUUAUAAAAUAUUUUUAUGCUUAAUUAAAGUUUAUUAAUUCUGAUAAAACAGACACUAAAGAAUUGUAUUUAAGUUCAAACGGUAGUAAUGUAAGUGAAAAAUAAGCAAUAGGAAUAAGCGAAGCUUUAGCUCAUUACAAAAACUUAAUAAGCUUAUAAUUAUUUUUCUAGUAAUUUUUAAUCAGAUUAUAUUUUUUUGGAUUAAUAACAGAUAUUUAACAUCAAAUAACUUACUUAUUUGUUAAUGCCUUUUAAAUUUUAUAUAUUAAAUAGAAUAAUAAGAAAUUUAAAUAUAUUGUUAAUCAAGUUAUUGAAAUUCCGCUGGCUGGAUACAUAUAUACAUAAUAUCAGCCGAAUUUCAAUAAGUUUUUAUUUAAAAAUUGA